GUGCAAUAAAAAGAAAGUUGUACACGUUUAAAUUUCAAUAUGUCCUGUUACUUUCGUCAAAACGCUGACACGCGUGUAACAAUUCCAAAGUAUAUUGAAUCUUCUACUGGUGUCGUCUAUUAUGACAUCAAAGUGCGUGUACACCAGGUGGAGUGGUUGGUUGAACGACGUUAUCGUGACUUUGCGCAGCUCCAUGAGAAGUUGGUAGAUGAAAUAGCCAUCUCAAAAAAGCUACUUCCACCGAAAAAGCUGGUUGGCAACAAAAACCCCGCUUUUCUUGAGCAACGACGUGAACAGCUGGAAAAGUAUUUACAGGAAUUACUUGUAUUCUUUCGCAUCCAAUUGCCUCGCGUGUUGGCAGAAUUUUUAGAUUUUAAUAAGUACGACAUUAUUUACCUACUACAGGACUUAGCGAAAUUGUUCAAUGAAUCUGGGAGCACCCUAUUAAGCUCAAAAAAAGAAUUUAAUUUCUCUGCAUUAGAGGUCUAUGCGAUAAGCGAGCGUUUAUGCCUGCCUUGUCCACCCGAGAAUAUCGAACACCGUGGAAAGUUUGACUUUUCCCAUGUCCUGGACUUCUGUACGCAAUUGGAGGUACUAAUCGUGACGCCGGUGAAGGACAACACGUCCUUUAACAACGACUACAACACGGUCGAUGUGCCUAUCGGGCGUAGCAAUAUUAUACCUAAGAAUCUUCGCUUCACACUUAAUGCAUUCCGUAACGUUAAGACACUCAAAUUCCAUGGGCUUUCCACCGAGAAUAUAGUAGAUAUUGCGAUACUGAAACCAACAAUGCAAACUAUUUGUGUGCACAGCACCACGAUGACACACAUAAAUCAAAUACUUAUGUGCGACAACAUACAUAGAGAUACCGUUGUAGCAGCCGCAAUGUCUGCUUCUGAUGCUGUUUCUUGCACAUCGAAUAGCUCUGCAGCAGCGCAAUCGACCUCGAACAGCAGCUGUGCUGAUGCGCCCAUAUCAAGUGGUUUACCAAACGCGAGAACGAAUUGGAGCAACCUUGCCGAACUGGAUUUGACAGGAAAUCUACUAACACAAAUUGAUGCCAGCGUACGUACAGCACCUCAACUGCACACACUAGUGCUGGAUCAGAAUCGUAUACGCACCGUACAAAGUCUCGCCGAAUUAUCACAGCUGCAGACGUUAUCGUUGUCGGUAAACCUCAUAGCUGAGUGCAUUGAUUGGCAUUUAGAAUUGGGUAAUUUGGUCACAUUGAAUCUAGCGCAGAAUCGGUUGAAAAAGUUGACUGGCCUGCGUAAGUUGUUGUCUUUAGUUAAUUUGGAUUUAAGUUGCAAUCUCAUUGACGAUCUCGAAGAGGUGGAUAAUGUGGCGCGUCUACCGAUAUUGGAGACAUUGCGUUUAACUGGCAAUCCACUAGCGGGCAGUGUGGACUAUCGGCCACGCGUUUUGGCGCGCUUCCACGAACGCGCCGCGGAGAUUUCACUAGAUAGCGAACGAGGCACACCAAAGGAGCUCGACACGGCCUUAGUGCUAUCGGCGUUGCAUACAUCGAAAAUGCGUCAAAUGAGUCGCAAUGAGCAGCGUUAAAAAGCAUCACAGGUACGGUGCCAAAUUCGAAAACGCCAAACUGCAUAGAACACCUAAAAGUAGACAACGCUUAAGAAAGGUGAAAUGCAAUAGCUGGGUCAACUGCUUUUAAAGGUGUACCAAAAAGUUAGUGCAGAAUAAGUUGACAAAAUGUUGAAUAUUUUUAAAUCAAAUCGUUUUGUUCUUCCUGUACGAUACAUUCCCCU
Messenger RNA from Anastrepha obliqua, 1769 nucleotides. Its product is annotated as nischarin. Gene Ontology annotation, molecular function: protein kinase binding; phosphatidylinositol binding. Gene Ontology annotation, cellular component: cytoplasm. Bases 40 to 1563 code for a protein of 507 amino acids. NCBI's taxonomy places the organism in Eukaryota, Metazoa, Arthropoda, Insecta, Diptera, Tephritidae. The transcript is spliced from 6 exons. The record is from RefSeq and is a predicted model, not a curated record.